AUGGCGCAUCACGACGAACGCAUCCUGGCUGCUGCCCAGAAGCAUGCCAUUGUUCCCCUGGAGAAGGGGCAGCUAUACAAGUAUGGCACUGCCGGGUUCCGCAUGAAGGCUGACCUGCUCGACGGCGUCACCUUCCGCGUCGGCUUGCUGGCGUCUCUGCGCAGCCGCAAGCUCAACUCCCAGACCAUCGGUGUCAUGAUCACCGCCAGUCACAACCCCGCCGUCGACAAUGGUGUCAAGAUCGUCGACCCCAUGGGCGAGAUGCUCGAGCAGGACUGGGAGCACCUUGCGACCAACCUCGUCAACGCUCCUACCCCGGAGGACCUCGUCCAAUACUACAACCAGCUUGCGACCGACCUCAAGAUCGACCUGAGUGCUCCCGCCAAGGUCAUCUAUGGACGCGACACGAGGCCAUCCGGUCACACUCUUGUCACCGCCCUUGCCGCCGCCUUGGAAGCUACCGAAACAGAGCAGGUCGACUACAAGAUCUUGACUACCCCUCAGCUGCACUACUUGGUCCGCGCUACCAACACCGAGGGCACCCCCACCUCCUACGGCCAAGUCAGCGAGGUCGGAUACUACAAGAAGAUGGCCGAUGCUUUUGUUCGCGCCUUGAAGGGCAGGAGAAUCAACGGCCCCUUGAUUGUCGAUUGCGCCAACGGUGUCGGAGGUCCCAAGCUCGCCGACUUCCUCAAGCACGUUCCCCAGGACAAGGUCAAUUUUGACGUCAAGAUCGUCAAUGACGACGUUCUACGUCCCGAGGUCCUCAACCUCGAGUCCGGCGCCGAUUUCGUCAAGACCAAGCAACGCGCUCCCCCCAAGCCCGCACCCCAGCCCGGCGUAAGGUCCUGCUCUCUCGAUGGCGAUGCCGACCGCUUGAUCUACUACUGGAUCGAUCCCGAUACCGGCUUCUUCAUGCUCGACGGUGACCGCAUCUCCUCUCUUGCUGCCUCCUUCAUCGGUGACCUUGUCGAGAGCGCCGGUCUCAAGGAUGAGCUCCGCAUUGGUGUUGUCCAGACCGCCUAUGCCAACGGUGCUAGCACCAACUACAUCCGUUCCCACCUUAAGCUGCCCGUCAUGUGCACUCCCACUGGCGUCAAGCACCUUCACCACGUCGCCCAGAGCUUCGAUAUCGGUGUCUACUUUGAGGCCAACGGCCACGGCACCGUUCUCUUCUCUCCUGAUGCUCUGAGAGCCUUCAAGACCACCGAGCCGCAGUCCCCCGCCCAGCAAGAUGCUCUCACCACCCUCGCCGCCCUCAGCGACCUGAUCAACCAGACCGUCGGUGACGCCAUCUCCGACAUGCUCCUCGUUGAGGUCAUCCUGGCGCACAAGAACUGGUCCCUCCGUGACUGGGCCAUGACCUACAACGAUCUUCCCAACAGGCUCGUCCGCGUUGUCGUUGGCAACAAGGAUCUCUUCCAGACCACUGAUGCCGAGCGUCGCCUGUCCCACCCCGAAGGUGCCCAGGAACAGAUCGACGCCGCCGUCAAAAAGUACAAGGAUGCCCGUGCCUUUGCCCGCGCCAGUGGUACCGAGAACGCCUGCCGUGUGUACGCUGAGGCCGCCACCAACAGUGAAGCCACGGAGCUCGCCAAGCAGGUUGCGCAGAUUAUUGAGCGAUUCGGCGGAAACAUCCAGUAG
This is a messenger RNA of Neurospora hispaniola, 1644 nucleotides long. RefSeq lists its product as uncharacterized. Bases 1 to 1644 code for a protein of 547 amino acids. Gene Ontology annotation, biological process: UDP-N-acetylglucosamine biosynthetic process; carbohydrate metabolic process. The record is from RefSeq and is a predicted model, not a curated record. NCBI's taxonomy places the organism in Eukaryota, Fungi, Ascomycota, Sordariomycetes, Sordariales, Sordariaceae. Gene Ontology annotation, molecular function: phosphoacetylglucosamine mutase activity; magnesium ion binding. The transcript is spliced from 2 exons.